Paramuricea clavata is the source of this 933-nucleotide messenger RNA. Lineage: Eukaryota; Metazoa; Cnidaria; Anthozoa; Malacalcyonacea; Plexauridae. The record is from the annotation of a GenBank genome assembly.
UGGAAAGCUUGGUUAAGAAGGCUGCCAGAGUUAGAGCUAGUAAGUGUACCACGAUGUAUACAACCUAAGAAGAAAAACGGGAUCGAGUCAGAGAUCCAUACGUUCUGUGAUGCCUCGGAGGAAGCUUUCGCGGCCGUGGUCUAUUUGAGAAGCAUUUAUGACGAUGGCGACGUACGGUGCUCCUUCCUGAUGGCCAAGACGAAAGUAGCUCCGAAGAAAGCUUUAAGUGUAGCAAGGCUUGAACUGCAAGCUGCCCUUCUAGGUGCUCGCCUAGCGAAUUAUGUUAAAGAAGCUAUGACACGACACAUUGACCGCGUGUUCUUUUGGACGGACAGUAAAUGUGUUAUCGGUUGGAUACGAUCUACUGCAGUUUGGUAUAAGCCGUUCGUCGCCCACCGAGUUGGCGAAAUCCAAACGUUGACAGACCCAAAGUCCUGGCGCCACGUACCUGGCCGACUGAAUGUAAGUGACUGUGCCACCCGUUCGAGAUUUGAUGAGCGAUCGGAAUUGAUUCCCGUGCGUUGGUUCACUGGUCCUGAUUUCCUUUAUCAAGGUGAAGAUAACUGGCCAAAGGAAAUGCCUGUAGAAGAGUUACAGCAACACGAAGAAAUCAAACCAAGCAAAAUAUUCGUUGCCAAAUCUAACCCAGAGCGUGUUCCCGUCUAUGCUGACGUCGACUUAGAGCGAUUUUCGUCCCUGUCGAAAGCACAGAGAGUAGCAGCGUUAGUUCAUCGUUUCUUCAAUGUAUGUAAAGGAAAGAAACCAAAGAGUAUUGUCGUAACCGUACAAGAAUUACGAGUUGGACUGACUGCCCUAGUAUGCCAAUGUCAACGAGAGGCAUUCCCCGACGAGCUCCAAUCCUUGGAAAGAACGAAAAGUGUCAGCAAGCGAUCAAAACUGUUGUCAUUUACACCCUACCUCGACGAGAAUAAC